Acytostelium subglobosum LB1 is the source of this 2274-nucleotide messenger RNA. RefSeq lists its product as hypothetical. The transcript is spliced from 2 exons. The record is from RefSeq and is a predicted model, not a curated record. The coding region runs from base 1 to 2274 and encodes 757 amino acids. Gene Ontology annotation, molecular function: protein binding. Lineage: Eukaryota; Evosea; Eumycetozoa; Acytosteliales; Acytosteliaceae.
AUGAUGGAGCUUGUGGAGAGACCCAAGAGGAGCUCGACAAAUUCAACGUCAUCAUUGUCCUCCUCAUCGUCGUAUUCAUUGUCGGCGUCAUCCUCCUCGUCCUCCUCUUCGACAUCAUCAUCAUCAAAGUAUUAUUACAGAGACAAAGGAUGUAUUAUCCCUCAAAUGGUCGAUGGUACACACAUCAACAACAGUCAUCUCCUCCUCUCAUCCCUCACCGACAACUUCACCAUCCCAACACUUGCACUGAACAAUAGUUAUGCAUGUCGUUCAAUGUCACCAUUCAUACAUCUACAACAACAUCAACAACAACAUCAACAUCAUCAUCAACAUCAUCAUCAAUCAUCAAAGCAACGUAACAAGAUAUGGCGUACAAUUGCCAAUCUAAUUGUUAGACAAUGCUUCUAUCCUGUAGUGCACUCGAGCACGGAGGAGCCGGGAAUUAGCCGGCGACACAAUUUCCGCGAAUUUAUAACCCGUCUGUCGCUGGUCUCCCGGACAUGGGCGGACCGCAUCGUGCCGCACCUGCAGUACGGCCAUGUGGAGAUAUCGACAAAGAAGGAGUUCGAGCUGAUCUACCGUCUGACGCAGACGGGCCUGUAUCGCCAGCGCUUCAGGUUCGCCUCGGUGUCCAUCUCGCUGCUGGCCGAGAUCGACACGCACGUCAGCCAACUGCAUCGCCUGCCGCCCCUGGCCGACGACCUGCAGGUGGAGCUGAUCAUCUCCAAUCAGUCGCGCCAAUGGAUCAUGGUGAACGAGCCGUCGCGGCCCGAGAAGGACCUCUCCAUCAAGUCGAUCGUGUCAGUCGUGCGUCAACAACAGCGACGCAACACCAAGCAACAUGUACUGGCGCUCGACUCUGGAGCCAUGGCGUCUGGCGCAGCGGCGUCGUCGCCCGUGACCAAAAUGUCCAUCUCGUUGGGUGUCUCGUCGCCCCAACAGCUGCUCACUGAGCGCCUGCUCGACGACCUCUCGCUGAUGGACCUGCACGACCUCUACUGCAAGCUCAACAAGAACAACUGCACCAUUCAUACACUCAACAUCCAGAGCAGUAACAUUGACGUCGUCAUACCAACUAGCACCGCGGCGUCAUCUAGUUCAUCGACUGGCACGUCAUCAACACAUCAUCCCACAAGCAUCACAAGUGCACAAUCCUCAAGCAAUCUGACCUACAUGCCUGCAAUGCUGCCCGCCAGUCUUAGUCUGCAUUGCAGUGGCGUGUGCUCUACUGAUGGCCAGGCGAUCGCCUCCAUCAUCGAGACAUACAGCAACAUUCAUACAUUGGACAUUGGUGGCAACUCCCUAGGCAGGGACACGCUCGAGCGAAUACUGGAGAGCCUGUGCAACAACAGCUCCAUCACCAAACUAUGUCUGGCGUCGACGCCCGACCUCAACGACGCACUUCUGGCCAAAUACAUUCGUACGACAACGUCGUUGCAGUGUCUGGACCUCAGCUCCAACAACCUGGGCCAGUUCACCGAGACGUUUGACGCGCUCUCUGACAACUCCUCGCUCACAUCGCUCAACGUGAUGAGGGCGCGUCUGAAGCUGCAGGCCAAGAAGAACCUGUGUCAGGCUAUCUCCAACCAUCGAUCACUGCGCCUGCUCAACCUCUCCAAGUACUGCUUCUACGAGGACCUGGUCGAGCCCAUGUGCACGAUCGAGUCGGUGCUGAGUAAUCAGACGCUGACCGACAUCGACCUCUCCUUCAACUACAUCGACGCCAAGAACACCAAGCUCAUUGCCGACUGGCUGUCGCGCAAUCAAUCCGUCACUCGACUCAGCCUCGACCGUAACCCUGUGGGCGAGGGCUUCUCCCACCUGCUUGAGGCCAUGACGGCCAACAACACCCUCACCUACCUCUCACUGUCACACUGCCAUCUCCAAUCACACGCGCCGCCACUCUUCUUCCUGAUGCUCUCGACCAAUCAGACGCUGAGGCGUAUGAAUCUGCGCGGCAACCAACUCUCCGACGAGGCCGGCCACGAGAUUGCCUGCGUGCUGCCGUUCAACCAGUCGCUGCAGUACUUGGAUCUGUCGUUCAACCGUCUGACGUCGACCUCGGCGCUGACGCUCUACAAGACACUGCAGUACAACAAGUCAUUGUGUCAUCUGGAGUUGUCUGGCAACAGUCUUGGACAACUAUUGAUUCAAUCACUAUUCGACAAGUAUCUGGAUCACCUGCGGCUCGUCAUCGUCGGUGAUUCCAGUCAACUAAUGGAGCAACCCGUUGUCAAGAACAGGAACUAUAGACAAUGUUGUAAUAUAUUAUAG